Rhopalosiphum padi (bird cherry-oat aphid) is the source of this 2974-nucleotide messenger RNA. RefSeq names its product protein cramped (gene crm). The transcript is spliced from 14 exons. Gene Ontology annotation, cellular component: nucleus. The record is from RefSeq and is a predicted model, not a curated record. Lineage: Eukaryota; Metazoa; Arthropoda; Insecta; Hemiptera; Aphididae. Gene Ontology annotation, molecular function: chromatin binding. Gene Ontology annotation, biological process: pattern specification process. The coding region runs from base 446 to 2758 and encodes 770 amino acids.
CGAAGCACCGUUGCAAUGAUAACAGUACAUUUCGCCAUGUUUGUUGUUGUGUGUUCGUUUGAUUAGAUUUUUCUGUUUAUCAUUUUCUGCGCGUACAAGUGACUUCUGAAUAUUUUAGUACCUAGAGACUUUGCGUUAGACUUUUGCGUCCGAUUUGCGCCGUUAUUAUCGUUAUGUUUUCCUUGUCGUCAAUGUUGUCCGAAAUUUAGCUAUGGUGCCGCUCGUGUCGUAAUAAUAACGAUCCCAAACGUACGGGUUUCCCUGGAAUUGUGUACGUUGUCCCUGGAGGAUUUCCACAAUGGCGCUAAUUGGCCUCGCGCGACCUAAAGCUCUGAGCCAGUCCGACGAUUUCAUUGAGCUGUGGACAUGAACUCUGGUGUUGGUUAGGCAGCUAUUAAGACGAUUGUUGUUCCGGGAUUUUCGUCUUCAAUCUCUCUGCAGUAAUAUGGACGAGAAGAUUAAACUGGACGACUGCCAUCUGGAGCCUGAUGCUCCAACAGUAGUCUCUGAAAAGGGUGUGCUGUUAAGGACCAGUGCUAGAGUGUCCAAAAAAUUACGUAUGACACCAGCGUCUACUUCACCCGGACCCAGUUGUUCUAAAAUAGACUCAAAUGAUGCUCCUGUUUUCAAGUCUUCCAAAAUUAGACGUGAACUUUGGUCAGCAGAAGAUACCAAUUCUUUUUUUGAAGGCUUAAACGAGUUUGGCAAAGAUUUUGAAUCUAUUCAAUGGUUUAUGGCAAACCGAGCUAAGCGUAAAGGUUCUUGUGAACAGGCUAUUAAAAGUAAAGAACAAUUGAGGCACUUUUAUUAUCGGACAUGGCACAAAAUUUGCAAAUAUAUUGAAUUUCCCAAAGAAAUGCAAAAAGUAGUGCAAGAGCUAUACGGGUUAAUUAACUAUGGUGAACUUAAACGAAGAAUUGGAUUUUGUAAUGAUAAAAAUUGGUCAAAAUUAUAUGAAAUGAUAUAUCAUGGUUCGACUAAAGUCAGGAGUAAAGGAAAAUUGUGGAAAGUUAAAACACCACAUUGUAGAGCUUUGAGAAAGCUCAACUGUCUUGAAGAUACAAUUGGAGACUUAAAAUUGCCGGGAAAAGUUAGUGUUGAAUUAAGGCCUCGAGAUAUGGAUACGUGGUCUUUAGUCCAAUCACUUGCCAUGAACCCUCGCAUUAGAGCAACGGUUGAGUUACAGAAACCUUUGUCUAUGCUUUUGUCAUUUUUAGAAAAUAGAUGGCAAACUGAAAAUCGAAAACUUCGUGAACAAAUACACAGAGUUAAAACACUAGAAAUUGAUCAAGAAUCCAAAAGAAUUCUAAGAGUUGCUCCAGCAACUGGUGUUAAUAUUACUCCUAUUAGUGUAAAUUUUAGUGAUAUUGAAAAUACAAAUGUUAGUUUAUUAGCUCAUAGAAACACACAUGGAAUUUCUAAAGAAUCUGUAGAAUCAAUUCUUCAAAAGUUUCCUUCAACUAAAGUCCAAAAACCAUAUGUUAAACGGGUGCGCACAGAAACAGUUAAUUCUGCAUCUGGAUCAUUUGGAAGUCAAGAAAAUAGUUCAACCACAUGUUCAUCUACAGUAUGUCCGAUAACAGAUGUAACUUACGAUGGUGAAAAAGGCUUGGAUAUUCUAAUGGCAAGUCCUCCCAAAAAUGAUCCGGUUAUUUCAUCACAUGACCAAGAAAAAGAGAAGAAAGAAGAAUUUAUUGCUAGAGUCAAACAGGGGUGGACACUAGCAAAUGUUGAAGCUAUUAAAAUAGGGGAACUUUAUCUCAUAUGUGGUGGUGAAUCUAAAAUUCAACUUGAGUAUUGGUUUGAAGAUUGUGUUGAAGCUACCAGUCAAAAUAGACUAUCCCAAUCGCUCAAUAAACUCAUUUCUAUUGCUCAGUAUAAUUUAACUUCUUCUAAAGGCUGUUCAUGCGGAUCUGUAAACAACAAACCACAUAGUUUGCCAAGACAGACAGAGAUUAAAACAGAGGUGGAUCAAAAUCAACGUGGUGCUUACUCGUUAGUCAGUGGUUGCAAAGUAAUGGUUCACCCAUCAUCAGUAUUUAGACGACCUUUGCAGCCAAAACCUUUACAUUCAACUGGUUCAUUCAAAGCUCAACUUGAUAAAUUACAACCUAGGUAUUGUAAUCGAACAGGUCGACCCAGCAAUAAACAUGUUGGCAUUGUUCAAAAACUUCUGCCACUCCAACCAAAGACCAGUUUAACUAUUGUGCAAACAUCUAAUUUUAGGCCUAUUGUACCAGUAAUUAGUUCUGAACAAAAUCAGUUAAUGGACGGCAAACAAUGUGAUAUUAACCAUGUAGAUCAAGCCUCACUUUCUCCAAAAAAAGAGUGGAAACCCCCAGAUGAAGAUAUUCCAGAUGAUGUAAGUAUCACAUCAUCGACUAUAAACAGGUUAAUGGACAUAGCGUUGCCGUCCAUGAACGAAUUCUCAACUCCAAAUUUUUCUGGUCUUUUAUCAAACUGUAGUAGUUCAACAACUUCUAUUAGCUUAACAACACCAUCUACUAGUCCUUCUAGACUUUUGAAGGACGAUAGCAAUCAAUGGCUAAAUCCAGAUAUGGACUUUUCAUUAAGUAGUUUCUUAGGUCAUCUGGAUAAAGAACAAAUGGCUGAAACUACAAGAAAUGAUCAAAAAGUUAUUUCAAAUGAUGUGGAAGCCCAAUUUCAGUGUCUUAUGAGUGAGAACAGUGUGGAUUAUACCGCUAAAUUUGCAGAUUUAGCAGCACAAGUAGCUGCAAGCAAUAAUAACUGCCAGUAACUUUCAUUAUUAUUUUUAAUUAUUAUAUAUAUUUAUUGAAUUAUAAUUUAAUAUUAAACAAUGUUUUGUUAUUUAAUAUAAUAUUACAUUUUUUUUUUUUUGACGUUAUGUACAAUAUAAAAUAUGAAUAUUUAUUGUUUUAUUUAUAUUAUUUAAUAUCUUUAUGUUAUACAACUACAUAAUGUUGUUAAAUUUUUUUAACUUAUUAUAUUAUGU